Molecule: messenger RNA, 2030 nt
Organism: Cucurbita pepo subsp. pepo (vegetable marrow)
Lineage: Eukaryota; Viridiplantae; Streptophyta; Magnoliopsida; Cucurbitales; Cucurbitaceae
Product: exocyst complex component EXO70A1-like
Biological process (GO): exocytosis
Cellular component (GO): exocyst
Molecular function (GO): phosphatidylinositol-4,5-bisphosphate binding
Source: RefSeq, a predicted model, not a curated record
UAAUUCCAUUGUCAAUGGAUGAGGCGGAAGCCCUUAGGAAGCUUGUUGCAGCUAGGCAGCACUUGAAAACCAGCCUAGACAAGUCAAGAGACAUUGCAUCUGCACUAGCCAAUGCUGGACCAAGAUUGAGAGACAAGGCUCGAAGGCUAGCAAGUUUGGAAGUCGAGCUCGUACCGAUUCAGAAAUGCAACUCUUUCGCUGUUGGAGACCAGAUCGAUCAUGUCGUUGGACUUGCAUCUGCACUUUUUAAUGUUAUCAACACUGUUUCUGAACUUCAGAAGUCACUCGUGGCUGAUUCUUGUUCUCAACUCUCUAGUUACCUCUCGGUCAUGGAACGGUUCGAAAAUGCAUUUGAAUUUCUUUCUGAUAACUGCAGCCUUAUAAUUCAGUGGUUGGAGGGAAUUGUCCAAUUUGUUGAAGACAACAGAAUAGUCAAUGAUCAGCAACUUCUCAAUGUCAAAAACUCGUUGGAAAAUCUUCGUGAGUUGCAGGUGGCCGAGAACAAUGCUCGUAUCGAUGGAGGGCCUCUCAGUUUGGCAUUGAACAAGCUUGAAUUUGAGUUCAGGAGGUUACUAAGAGACCAUAGUGUUUCUCUUCAUCUAGCUCCAGCCCUAUUGACCAGUGAAAACCAAGACUUCAUUGGUUUCUCACUAUUGCCAGAAUCUAUAGUUCAAAAACUGCAGUUGAUUCUUACUAAACUGAAAGCCAACGACCAAAUUGAAAACUGCAUAUCGAUAUACAUCGAAAUUCGAAGUUCAAAUGCUGAACUAAGUUUAAGAACUCUUGGUUUGGAUUAUCUUGAGACGUCAGUCGAUGAACUGAGCAAUAUGCAGAGCAUUGAAGAUCAUAUCAACAGAUGGAGCAAGCAUCUUGAGCUUGCUGUGAAGCAUUUAUAUGAGCCUGAAUGUAAGCUUUGCAAUGACAUAUUCGAGAAGAUCGAACCCGAAGUCAGGACCAAAUGUUUUGCUAAGAUUGCAUCACAGUCUGGAUUUCUCCCUCUCCUCCAAUUUGGGAGGAAAGUCACCCAAACAAAGAAGGACCCCAUCAAGCUCUUGAACCUACUGGACAUUUUCUUGGUUCUAGACAACCUAAGAACAGACAUUAACAAGCUGUUUGGUGGGAAAGCUUGCACGGAGAUUCAAGCUACAAUGAGGGAUCUCGUAAAACAUGUCGUAAACGGCAUAUGCGACGUUUUCUCGGAACUUCCAAUCCAAGUUGAGUUGCAAAGACAGGGCUGUCCUCCAGUAGACGGUGGCAUUCCAAGCUUGGUAAGCUUUGUCACUGAUUACUGCAACAAGCUGCUUGGGAACCAUUACAAACCAAUCCUAAACCAGAUUUUAAUCAUCCAUCAAAGCUGGGAAAAGACAUGUGAAGAAAACCUUCUAGAGAACCAAAUUUAUCUAAUCAUAAAAGAACUUGCUCUAAAUCUAGAUUCAUGGGCAAAAGCCUACCAAGAUAUGUCAAAGUCCUACUACUUCAUGAUGAACAACCACUGCCAUUUUAGCAAUCUAAAAGGUUCAAAACUAGGCGAAAUGAUGGGAGAUGAAUGGUUAAACGCACACAGCCAAUACAAGGAAUAUUACGCAGCGCUUUACCUGAGAGAAAGCUGGGGAGAGCUUCUCAGCCUUCUAAAUCAGAAGGGUCAGCUUCCAUAUGAAGGAGAGAAAUGGAGAGAUAUUGAUCUGUUGAAGAAAAGGGUAAAAAUGUUCUCUCAGGCAUUUGAACAAACAUGUAAGAGGCAAUCGAAAUGGGUCAUUUCAGAUGAGGGUUUGAGAGAGAGAAUUUGCCUGCUUUUAGUGCAGGCGAUUGUGCCGGUUUAUAUGAAGAAUUUCGAGGCUUUGAUCGAACAGGAUCGAGGCGCUGCUAAGUAUUUGAAAUAUACUGCUGAGAGUAUGGGGACUAUGAUCAGCUCUCUGUUUCGGCCAAUGUUGAGUGUGCAACGAAGCCGUGGUCACACCCAUGCUCGCUUCAUUACCAAAAUUAAGAGCAUUGUAACUCAUCAGUUUCGCGCCUCCAUCGCUUCUCUAUGA